Molecule: messenger RNA, 1227 nt
Organism: Blastocystis hominis
Lineage: Eukaryota; Bigyra; Opalinata; Blastocystidae
Exons: 6
Coding region: 1-1227 (408 amino acids)
Biological process (GO): proteasome-mediated ubiquitin-dependent protein catabolic process
Cellular component (GO): proteasome regulatory particle, base subcomplex
Molecular function (GO): ATP binding; proteasome-activating activity; ATP hydrolysis activity
Source: RefSeq, a predicted model, not a curated record
AUGAGCAAACAAGAACUCAGAGACUUGAUUUCUGCAGUUCAGACCCAGAAUAGGUCGCUCGUAUCUCUCAUCGAUGACUUUAGACGUCGUCGGCAAGAAUUGCAGAAGGAGAUCGACGCCCUUGAAAAUCAACUGACACGAAGUAUCCGUCUUCCCUACUUGGUUGCGUCGAUUUCUGAGGUUCUCUCCGUGCGUGUUGAAGAUGAGGAGAAUCUCAGUCUUCCUCCUGAAAAGCAGGAAUACGAGGAAGGUGUAAUCAUGUCAACAAUUCAAAAGAAGAAAGUGUUCGUCGCCAGCAAAGGAAUGCUCUACGGCCAGGAAAUCCACCCAGGCGACCUCGUCGGAAUCAACAAAGACACAUGCAUGCUCUACCAAUUGCUCCCCACGGAGUACGACAAGCGCGUCAAGGCGAUGCUCCUCGAAGAGAAGCCCUCCGACGACUACACCGACAUCGGUGGUCUGGACAAGCAAAUCCAGGAGCUGCAGGAAGCGGUGGUGCUUCCGCUCACGCGUCCCGAGCUCUUCACGGAGCUGGGAAUCCGCGCGCCGAAGGGCAUUCUGCUCUACGGCCCGCCCGGGACGGGGAAAACGCUGCUGGCGCGCGCGUGCGCGAAGCAAACGGACGCGGCGUUCAUCAAAUUGUCGGCGACGGUGCUGGACCAGGCGCAUAUCGGCGAGGGAUCGCGCAUCGUGCGGGACUGUUUCUCGCUGGCGAAGAAGAAAAUCGAGGAGAAGCAGGCGAAGGGGAGCAUUAUCUUCAUCGACGAGCUGGACGCGAUUGGAAUCAAGCGGAGUGGCGACGGGGAGGGAAGCCACGAGGUCCAGCGAACAUUGCUGGAAUUGCUGAAUGCGAUGGACGGCUUCAGCAGCGACAGCCGAAUUAAAGUUAUCGCGGCGACGAAUCGCCCGGACAUCCUGGAUCCCGCCUUGCUGCGCUCCGGACGAUUCGAUCGCAAGGUGGAGCUGCCGAACCCGAACGAAGAAGCCCGCGUGAAAAUCCUGCAGAUCCACUCCAAGAAACUGGUGCUGAAUCGGGAGAGCGUGAAUUUCGAGGAGAUUGCGCGCUGCACGGAGGAUUUCAGCGGAGCAAUGCUGCGAGCGGUGUGCGUUGAGGCCGGAAUGCUCGCGCUGCGUCGAGGUGCGUCAGCGAUCGAACACGAAGAUUUUAUGGAGGGUAUUGGGCAAGUAGCUUCCAGGAAGAAGGCAAAUCUUAUGUACUAUUCGUGA